Molecule: messenger RNA, 1947 nt
Organism: Oryzias melastigma (Indian medaka)
Lineage: Eukaryota; Metazoa; Chordata; Actinopteri; Beloniformes; Adrianichthyidae
Exons: 5
Coding region: 156-1010 (284 amino acids)
Source: RefSeq, a predicted model, not a curated record
UCCACCUGUGCCACCACUCCACCUGUGCCGCCGCUCCACCUGUGCCGCCGAUCCACCUGCGCCACCGCUCCACCUGCACUCUAUUUAUUUUCUUUUCCUCCCGACUUCCUUAAUGGCGCUCUCCAAAAUAAUUUGGACCAAACAAAAAUCACCUUAUGAAAAGCCCCCCCCCCCUUCAUAUUGUAAUUAUUAAAAAAAUUAAUGCUCCAAAAGUUCUGGCCUGGGACUUUAGCAGUCCAAGGCCUCAGCCAGCAUUGGCAAAAAAAAACAGUGCUGCUGCAAUAUCAGACGGAAAAUCGGUUUCCAAAAUUACAUUAUAUGAAGAAUUUGUCGAUAAAGUUACAGAAGGGGAGUCGUACAUAAUCAGAGGCUAUGGCUUUCGAGGUGCUAAUCCUCCAUAUUUUAUUAAUAUAAAUAAAAAAACAGAAUUUUUUAAUGCACCAGACAUUGUUAUAACAGAAUCACUUCAGGCAGAAGCAAUAAAACUUUUAAGUCCCCCAUCUGAGCAAAUUAAAAUGUGCGACUGUGUAGUCAGCAGGGACCUGGUGACCAUCAAGGGCGAGGUGACUGAGGUCAGUCCAGUGAAGCCGGUGAAAGUAGGCAGGGACCUGGUUCCUGUGACAAAUCUGACACUUCUGGAGGAAGGCUUCUCAAUGGCCAUCAGCCUGUGGAGGGACAUUGCAGUCAUGGUAGACCUAAAUCCCGGGGAUGUGAUUUCUCUCACACACAUGAAAAUGGAGCGCUCUCCUUACGGACUUCAGAUGAAGUCGACAGGAUACACAACAAUCCAAAAAGAGGAAAAAGUAUAUGAGACAGCCACUGUCAUUGGUGUCAAGAAGGGCAGUUCGCCUGGGUGGCUAAAGGUUCUGCUGGCGAGCGGCGAAGACGUAAAGAUCAAAGAAGAAAUGUGGGAGCCGUAUAGGGAUGUCUUUAAAAAAAACAAACUCCAACUGAAACUAAAAAUGCAGGGUAAGGUUGUCACUGAGAUCUGUAGCACUAGUGAGCAGUAAUUUAAAGUCUGGGGGUGGUGGGAUGGGGUGGGGGGUUGUUCAAUCUCGCAGAAUUGUUGUUUUUUUGGUAAUGUAAAAUAUAUGAACUUUUACUUGAAAAGCAGAGGUAAAUUACAGAUGGAGAAGAAAAAAUGUGAUAAAAUAUGUUGAUGUAUUAAAAAAAUGUAGUAAAAAACCUAAUUUAUUUGUUUUUGUUUAUUUAAAAGAAAUGAAAUACUGAUUUAUGUAAAAAGUGUAAAAUUUAUAGAAUGUUGUUUGUUUUUUUUACAUUUAAGAAAGGCACUUUAGUAAAAUGAAAUGACCCAGUGUUAUUAAUGACAUUUACAAAUUGACUUUAUAAACAGUAAUGUUUUAUAUGUAUUUUAAUUAAUUGUAUGUUUUAAAGACACUGUCUUUUUGCUAAGAAUUAAAAUACGGAGUCUUGAGAACUUCUUCUGCUUUUUCUUUCAAAACUUGCACAUGAAUGUUUCUUCUGGCUGUUCCCCACACACAGGAGAAGUUGUCACAAUGACUUAUUUCCAUCACUAAAUCAGACGUGGGCCAGAUCCAACCCGCCUCCACGUUUGGUCCAUCCCACUUAACAAUAUCAGAGUGGCAUGAGUUUAUGGUUGAUGGUUUAGCUGUUCUUUGCAUGGUUUUUCACACUUGAGGCACAAAGAGAGACAUACUCUAUCUGGAUUAAAAAAUAUAUGUUGAGCAAUCCUUCAAAGCUCUUUAAUAAAUGUUUACAAAGUGUGAUCAUUAGUGUUUGUGAUUAGUUGAGUUUUGCUCAGUAUCGCCCACAAAGUCGAGGGGUAAACGCCUAUCUCCCACAGCCCCAGACUGACACAACUGCUCACAGGUGGAGGUAUGUCUGCAUUCAGGGUGAACACCUCCUCCUGCAAGGCUGGCGAGCGGGACUUUUCUGGGGAACUCUGGAGUUUGUGCGGUUUGAAAA